AUGGAUGGGAAAUACGCCAGUGACCCAGAAUGGGCCUCUGUGACUCCAAUUCCUCUAGACGAUGGCGAAGAGUCCGGAGCCACGCCCCUGGCAUACAUCGCCUAUCCGACUGAGUAUCUCGAAGCAACGUCCUACCUGCGGGCCGUCAUGGCUGCAAAUGAGAUGUCGGAGCGGGCAUUGAAAUUGACGCAGGAUGUGAUCGCCAUGAAUCCGGCACACUACACCGUCUGGAUCUACCGUGCCAAGAUUCUUUUCGCACUAGAAAAAGACCUCAACGAAGAGGUAUCAUGGCUGAACCAAGUCGCUCUGAAAUAUCUGAAAAACUACCAAAUCUGGCACCAUCGCCAAGUAAUCAUGUCUACACGGGCAACAUUCCCAACUCUCCCACCAAAAGAACAAGAUUUCCUCGUGGACAUGUUCGCCCAAGACAGCAAAAACUAUCACGUCUGGACAUACCGCCACUGGCUAGUCCGACACUUCAAGCUAUGGGAUCACCCACGCGAAGUCGAAGACAUAAACCACCUCUUAAAAGCCGAUGUGCGCAACAAUUCCGCCUGGAACCAUCGGUACAUGCUCCGAUUUGGUCCCCGAGAAGGUGAACUAGACGCUGGUAUGGCCAAUGCAGGCGACAUGUCGACCACACCCGGCGACAAGGGUGUUCUAGGCGUUGUGGAUGAAGAUAUGGUUGAUAGUGAACUUUUGUAUGCGCAGGAAGCUAUUGUGCGGGCACCGGAGAAUAGGAGUCCGUGGUGGUUUGCUCGGGGCGUGUUACGUGCUUCCGGACGGAGAUUAGAGGAAUGGGAGGAGUUUGCGGGGAAGUUCGUUGUAGGGGAUGCGGUUAAGAGUUCGCAUGCUGUUGAGUGGUUGGCGGAUGUUUAUGCCGGAGGGGGUAGAGAGGGGUUGGCUGUUGAUAUGCUGAAUCUGUUGAAGGAGAAGUAUGAUCCUAUUCGAAAGAAUUAUUGGGAUUAUCGGAUUAAGGCUCUGGGACUGGCUACUGCUUGA
Molecule: messenger RNA, 1002 nt
Organism: Penicillium angulare
Lineage: Eukaryota; Fungi; Ascomycota; Eurotiomycetes; Eurotiales; Aspergillaceae
Gene: ramB
Product: bifunctional protein farnesyltransferase/protein geranylgeranyltransferase
Exons: 3
Coding region: 1-1002 (333 amino acids)
Biological process (GO): protein geranylgeranylation; protein farnesylation
Cellular component (GO): cytoplasm; CAAX-protein geranylgeranyltransferase complex; protein farnesyltransferase complex
Molecular function (GO): protein farnesyltransferase activity; CAAX-protein geranylgeranyltransferase activity
Source: RefSeq, a predicted model, not a curated record